Molecule: messenger RNA, 5257 nt
Organism: Cotesia glomerata
Lineage: Eukaryota; Metazoa; Arthropoda; Insecta; Hymenoptera; Braconidae
Product: angiomotin-like protein 1
Exons: 12
Coding region: 228-3647 (1139 amino acids)
Biological process (GO): regulation of cell migration; actin cytoskeleton organization
Cellular component (GO): cytoplasmic vesicle; bicellular tight junction; plasma membrane
Source: RefSeq, a predicted model, not a curated record
ACUAAUGUAAUGUAAGAGACUGAGACGGAGUUUCUGUGUUCAGUGUAUAUUAUAACUUAUUUUUUUUUUUAUUACAAUUUGUUUAUUAUUUAAAGCCCUUUUUUAGUAAUAAUAUCCUUCUCCAGAGUAAGUUCUUAUAGAAAUUAACAAAUUUUAAUAUUAUUCAAACAUCUAACGAUUAAUUUGAGGAUAAAAAAUAUAAAUAUACCCACAAAUGAACGUAUAAAAUGAGUUCUAUUCAACAAACUGGUAGAUUUCUGCCAUUUACUAAUAACAGCAGCAAUAUACAGCGCAAGCAGUUGUCGACUCAAGGAGGUUUGCCACAAAGUUUGAGCGGAAGUGAUACCGAUGUAUCAACAUCUAAUGAAAAUUUAAGCAAUGAAGAAAGGUAUGUCAUAAGACAUACUGCAAGACAAGAGCCUCAGGGUCAAGAAAAUCAACAACAGCAAAGUCCAUCAAGAUCUUCCAGUCAUAAAGAAAAUAUACCAAAUAUUCAAGGUAACUUGAUAAACCGUAACAGUUUGAAGGAUAGUUUAAAUGGAUCAAACAGAAACAGUUUAAAGGAGAGUUUAAAUGGGUCAAAUAGAAAUAGUCUUAAAGACAGUAUCAAUGGAUCGAAUCGUAAUAGUUUGAAGGACAAUUUGAGUAAUCGAACAAGCGUGGGAUCUAACCGUAGUAGUCUUGAUAUAUCAACUAGUUCAUAUAAUACACUCAUUAUUCAUAAUGCUAAUGAUGAAAACGGCUGGUCACCAUCUGGACGGUUGUCUAGUAUCGUUCGCGAGCAUGGUGGCGAUGUGGGUUAUUUGUAUAAUGAAGGAGGUGGUGGUGGUGGUGGUGGUGGUGGCGGUGGUGGUGGCAAAGGUCACUCAAAUAGUCCGACAAUGCAAUCCUUAACGAGUUUACCGCAUGACGAACGUUUUUAUGAGCAACCGAACAAUGGUGGAUGUCAAGAAAUUAAUGAUAUCCCUGAUGAUUAUCUUAAUCAGUCUCAGGUUUUGAAACAUCUUGCGAAAGAAGUUAAGCCGUAUUCAAAGCUCCAGAGUGGUGGAAAUAAUUUAGAAAUAAGAAUGCGCGAAGUUGAUAGAGCUAAACAAAUAAAUAAUGAGUUCAACGAUCGGUCUCAGUCGUCUUAUACCUCGAUACUAAUGCCUGCGAAAAGUAAACACAGAUUAUUAGGGCCUACGGAAAAAUUGACACUAUCAAGAUCACAGCCAGAUUUAUCGCGAAUUGAUAAAUUAGAUUUCGAUGGAUAUGAUUCUCCUGCAACAUCUCCGCGACCACAAACGAAAGGUAGAGAGGAGGUUGAAAUAGCUACUGGAGAAAUUUGGCCUCCAUCUGAAAUGGUCCAAAUAAUAAUUCAAGAAAACAGUGCCUUAAAACUUGAAUUAGAGCGAUGUUACAGCAAGGUAGCAAAGUCUCAAAAAUUAGAGCAAGAAAUAUCAAAAGUUCACCGAGCACACGAAGAGUUGGCUGCUUCAUGCGAGCGACGUGAGAAACUUGAACGUGCGGCACGUCUAAGGCUUCAAAACGACUGUCGUCGAUUAACUGAGUUAAAUCGUGCUUUGAGAGAUCAAAUUGAUUUACUCUCUUCACGAUCUGAUAAUCCACCUAUUGUUGAAUCCAUGCGGAAAGAGUUGACGCAGAGAGAAUUAUUAAUUGGGCAACUUAUAACGCAGAAUAAAGAAUUAGCAGCGUCCAAAGACAGGCAGGAAAUAGAAUUAGCUGCACAGAGAGCAACAUUGCAGGAGCAACGUACGCAUAUUGACAUUUUAGAUACAGCAUUAACAAAUGCCCAAGGAAACGUUGUACGUUUAGAAGAAGAGUGCCGUAAAAAACAAAUUUAUGUAGAGCGAGUCGGUCAAUUACAGCGUGCGUUGUCGUCAUUACAAGCGUCAAGUGACAGACGUGAAGAGACUGAGCGACACUUACGUGGUCAACUCGAACGCGAAUUACGUGAAGGUGGUAGUGGAUCUAAUGGCCACGAGCAAUCAUCAAACGGCGAGACAAUAACUGAAUUAAAGAGACGAUUACGCGAGCGAGAUGAAAAAAUAAUGUCGCUUGAAGGUGACGUCGCUAAAUGGGAGCAACGAUAUUUGGAGGAGAGCGCGUUACGUCAAGCAGCUAUUGAUGCAGCUAGUCUUCCCAAGGAUGCUAAAAUAGCAGCUUUGGAGAAGACAAGUCAAGACGCUGAAAAAAUGAUCGCUGAAGCAAGAUCUGAAAAAAUGCGUCAUAUGGACGAAGUUCAUGCCGCUCAGAAAAAAUUGGCUGAUCUCGAAUCUCGAAUGAAAGAUCUCGAGUCGAAGCUGGCUGAGCGAGAUGCAAUGAUACGUGUCCUUCAGAAGCAUACAUACGACAAAGACAGUAGCAGCAGCAGUGGAAUGGGUAGUUAUCCAGCGGUACAUUCCUCUCAUUCAAGCACGUCUGCAGAUCACACAGGAUUAACAGGCACUCCUGAAUUAGUUUCACGUAUGUCAUCAGUGAGCAGUGUGUUGGGUGGGACCAGUGGCUAUGGCAGUACUGGAACGUCCUACGGCGUCACUGACAGCUAUAAGUAUCGUAACCAAGGUAGCUUCGAACAAACAAACAAGAGUCUUGGUGAUCAACUCAAAGAACUUGAUUCCCAGCUACUCAGUAAGCGGGCACUUUGCUGUUUUCCAGGAUUCUCUAAUCCAGGCACUACGUCGCGAAAAGGAAAAAUAUCCAAACCACUAUUGGCGGGCGUAGGUCACAGCACUGGUAGUUCCAGUACCGCUUCAAGUAAGAGCCGUCUGUUGGACGACUCUGGGGGUGAACCAACUGUUGCUGGUGUUGGUGUUGGUGUUGGUAGUGGUGUUGGUGGUGGGGGUGGUGCAGGUGAAGGAGUAAACGGAGGAGGAUUGAUUGAAUUCACAAGUUCAACAUCUGCAAGAUACAACAAGCAAGGUAAUGCCGUUGUUGCUGUGUCGUCACGUCUGUCCGACGGGAAACCCGAGGACAUGAUGUUGCUGGAGAAACAGGGUAGAAGUUCACAGAGACAACGUAUGCAAGAGGGCGAGCCCCGUCGAGCUGGCAGUCUACCACCAAGUUCAUUGCCACGUCCGCCACGUGCUCUCAAGUCCAGCGGGAAUUCCCGCUACUGUCGGCUAAGCGACACCGAGACCCGAAAAAAAUCAGACCCUGGGCCCAGUGUCAUCGACACUAUCAAGACAACCCGUGACUCGGGUAAUUGCACCCUCGAGUACGGAAGAUUCGACAGUGGGAAAGGAAUGAGGCGUAAAAAAUCGGUCGCUGACGCUUUUGUACCCAACACGCUCAAAAAACCUUCCAGUGGGGAGUACGAACGGCUGGGCGAGGUCGACAGAAAGAAGAUGAUACUUGGUGGUGGGGACGUUAAACACCGUGAGACUCAAGGCCGUUCGUUGAUACCACCGCCUUCACGACGCAUCGGUGAUUACGGAAGAUUAAGUGACGGAGAUGCCAAAGCUACGCUCAGAAAACAAACAGGUGGCUCAUCAGUUCGUGGUCUCAGCACUGGUAGCAUGGUCAGCAGCAAAAGCGGCGGACGUGACUCUGGAGGCACUGCCAGUAGCGAUGCAUCUACAUCUUCCUUACCGCCUACUAAAGCUCGGUCUAUACCCAGACCCAAUAAUUACCGCAUACAAUUUUAAUUUUAUCCCUCAGCUUAUUUUAUUUUAUAAUUAUUUUAUUAUAUGUGAUUUGAUUAUUAAUUGUAUUAGGAUGUGGAUUAAGAUAAUAAGAAGGGAAUAGAUUUAAUCGUCAGGCUGUUAUAUUAAAUCAGUUAAUUUUUUUAGUCUGGAAUCUCAAGUACGCCAUAAUUAUUUUUACUCUUUUGAUACAAUCAUUUUUAAUUAUUAUUUUGGUGGAAUAAAUUUAAAAAAGAAAUCCUCGAUUAAUGUUGUACCUAAAAAUUUUUUGUCAAAUUAUAAUAACACUUUUACAUACAUAGAUAUUUAUGUUAAUAAUUAUACAAACUAGUCAUUACCAAAGUAAUAAUUGUUUUUACGCACAAUGAAAAUUAAUAAUUGUUUAUCAGUAAAUUUAUCUUCCAUUCAUUAUUGACUAAUUAAUCAAUAAGGUAAUUAACGAAGUUUUUUUUAUAAAAGUGCCUUUUUCAAUGCCUACAUUUGGUCAGUACAACUCAUAAUUCUGUGCCUUUCUGUAUAAAUAUUGAUAUUGAGUAUUUACAAAAAAAAAAAAAAAAAUUAAUAAUAAUGAUCUUUUAUAGUGUAGGAUUUCAUAAGACUGAAAAAUGAAUAUUGACGCAAUUAAAAUUGAUUUUUCUUUUUAAUUAGCUCUUUAUUUUUCAUACAAAUGAACAAAAAAGUAACAAUUGUAUUGAUAAUGAUAAUUUAAAUUACUGCUGUACCAAAUUGAAACAAUAAGUCGACGUGGUAAAUUAGACUGUACACCAAAGGUCGAUCCUUUUCUUAUUAUUUUAUUUAUCCUAUUUCUUAUAUAUUGAGUAAAACCAAGUGAUUAGUUUAAUAGUAGAUUUUAAUUAUUGUAACCAAUAUUUAUUUGUGUUUGUGUUUAUUAUUAUGUAUUAAAAGAAGAAAAAAAAAAUUAAACGUCGAUAGAUCUAACGAAUACAGAGUGCUGUAAAAUUGUUUGUAAAAAAUAACUUUUUUUUUUCGAUUGUGAUGUAGUAUAGUUAUAGAUCUAAAUUUGUGGCUUAGUAUAACGAUUUUUGUGUGUAUGCGUAAAAGUUUAAUUAAGUAUCAGCUAUUUUUAAUUUAGUAACAGUAUAGUAUGACAUGUACUGAUAUUUGAUGAUUUAACUUGCAUUAAUUUUUUUGUACUCGAAUUAUUUUUUUUUUCGCAAAAAACAUUGUAUGCAAGAAUACCAAAAUGUUUCGUUCUUCGUCACCAAAGAUAUUUAUUGUUCUCGCGUUAAUUGUACGGUGUAACCAAAUAUUUCAACAAGUUAAAUAUUUUUGCGUAUUACAUCUAUAAUUAAACGAUGAAGCGCUUUAAUUGUUUUUUAAAAAUGUUUGCUCUCUAUUUUUUAUAAAGCCGUAUUGGUAAUUUUUUACUUUUGUUUUAUUGUAUUUAUUUUUUAUUUAUUAAAUUUCUUAACUCCAGUACUUGUACUGAUUUAAUUGGAAAUUUUUGUUUAUGUAAAAAUUUUUUUGGCUCGAAAAUAGAUAGUAAGCAAACGUACCAUUGAAUGUAUAAAAUUUCAUUAUAAUUAAAAAUGUGUAUGACGUAUUUUAAGCCUUUAUACUAACAAAAUACCAAUGUAUUGUUUUUGUUAAUU